Xenopus laevis (African clawed frog) is the source of this 954-nucleotide messenger RNA. RefSeq names its product A-agglutinin anchorage subunit-like L homeolog (gene cist1.L). NCBI's taxonomy places the organism in Eukaryota, Metazoa, Chordata, Amphibia, Anura, Pipidae. Bases 93 to 743 code for a protein of 216 amino acids. The record is from RefSeq and is a predicted model, not a curated record. The transcript is spliced from 7 exons.
ACCUGUUCACAUCCUCCCCACUAGGAUACACAGACGUGUUGCAAAGACAUUUGGCAAACACAUGCAGUCUAAACUUUAACAUUUCUUUCACCAUGGCGGGACCAAAAAAUCUACUGCUGCUGCAGCUCCUCUUGACUGUCCCUGUCACAUUAUAUAGUGCAGAAGAAACCAACACAAGCCAAACCACCAUCGCUGUCACUUCUCCGUUCAACAGCUUCACCCUAAACCUUAAUGAUACAACUUCACCAGCGACAGUCUCAGAUUCAGUACAAAACAGUACAAAAUCUCCAGAGAGCAAUACCAGCAAUACUUAUCCCACGUCCAGUAGCCCUGCAAACAGUACAUACAAUGCCACAGAAUCAACAAAAUCGAGUACAAUAUUUAUUCAGAAUAAUACCAGCACAUACAGUACUGUGAAACCUGAAAAGACCACAUCCAACUCUAUAGCAGAAUCGACAAUAGACCAUUCCGAAAUUACCAGCCUUGUGUUUCCGACAUACAGUACUCUGAGACCUGAAAACAGCACAUCCAAUUCUACAGAAUCCCAGAUAUGGAGAGACUUCACAGAAAACCCUGGGCUGGUUGCUGUCAUUUCUAUAUUUGUCGCCAUUCUCUGCAUUAGUCUUGUGGUGGUGAUAGUAAAGUCGUGCCAAAAUAGAGGGCCACAAUUCAAGAGACUGGAUGAAGUGCCAAUGAAUGGCAUAAAUGAAGAAUCUCCAUUUGCCCACUACCCGCCAAAGUGAAUCUGCCUCUUUAUGGACACUGAUAGGAUCACCCUGCUUCUGAUCAGAAGAUGUUUUGCUGUUUAAAAUUGUCCAUUUACUGUUACAUAAAAUGUAAUUUCCACAGGCUUUGCUUUUGUACAUGUAGCACAUAAUAAUUGAGGAUAACUGAUUAAACGCUACCCACACCAUCUUAGAAAAGUAAUGAAAUAUGUAGAUGAAAGAUUCAUUA